Salvia miltiorrhiza (redroot sage) is the source of this 2068-nucleotide messenger RNA. RefSeq lists its product as uncharacterized. The transcript is spliced from 7 exons. The record is from RefSeq and is a predicted model, not a curated record. Lineage: Eukaryota; Viridiplantae; Streptophyta; Magnoliopsida; Lamiales; Lamiaceae. Bases 437 to 1783 code for a protein of 448 amino acids.
CAGAGGUCGACUGUUUAUGACAACUCAGAUAUCAUCGAAAAAAGAAAAAAAAGAAAAUCAUUUAUCACGUCGCUCGUAACGAAGACCCAAAGAUUUUGGCUCCCGAAAACCAUCGCAACCAAAACCUUUACACAUUUUCCUCCGACACACAAACCGUUAUAGCAUGAGCUAUUGAUGACAACGUUAGGAUUUCCGACGAGAAAUUGAUUGCCUGGGUAGAGUUGAUCUUGAUGAUUAUUGUCUUUCUGGAAUUUCAAGCGGUUACAGCAUUGCCCCCUUAAUUCUACUAGGCACACACUCACAAUUCACAAAUAGCCAAAUAUUGUUUUCAUUUUACUUCAGAUGCUAUAUGCAUGCUUGUGCAAUCCCGGAACUCAUAUAUUCCUAGUGGUUGAUGGCCAUGAGAGAGAUGGUCAAGAGAGACUAGAAAGCUGAAAUGGAUGCAUCAGCUAAAAUGGACGGGAUGUUAGCUAAAGAAAUUGAAGACGAGCUUAUGAAGUACACAAAGAAGUAUGACCAUAAAGUGGAGGCAAACUUGGUCGUGAAGACUAAUGAUGUUCAAAUUAAUAGUGAUGUAGAGGUCAACAUCACAGAAUGUACAAAAUCUUUGGGCAAUGAGCUUUUUUCAGCAGAACUCCAGGACACAACCGAGAACUCAAGUUCUUUUGAAGACUGCAAUUCUGGUGUAGAAAAUGUUGAUGCCUUUGGUGAUUCUGAAGCUUCAUCAGAUUUUCGCGGUGAUGCUGCACCAGCGCUAGAUUUUGAUGGAUUUGGUGAGAGGUUUAGACUGAGGAGGAAAAAACUGACAACUCAUUGGAGGUCAUUUAUUCAUCCUCUUAUGUGGCGUUGCAAAUGGGUUGAAUUGCAAAUCAAGAAGCUGCAGUCACGGGCACAACUAUAUGACAGAGAACUUGAAGUAUACGAUGAGAAAAAGCAGACUCAACUGGAUAACUCCAUAAUGAUAGAUGGCACAAAAUCUCUUCCAUUUUCACAAAAAAAUGCUAAAAUGGACGUCUUUAGGAGAAAGAAAAGGAGGAGGACUGAAGCAACUACAGAUGUAACAGCAUAUAUGUCACAACAUAACCUUUUCUCAUGUUAUGAAAAUAAGAAGUGCUUCACUGAGGGUGCCUUCAUGAACAACGAGUUGAAGAAUCCAGCUAACCAGAAAAUCACAACCGAUCUCGAGAUAUUGGGUGAUGACGAACUACUCUCUCUUGAUCUUGGAGAUGGUGAUAAUUCUAUCGGCCAAAUACUUUUGAAGAUUGACUUUCUACAGUCAGAAGUUGGCAAGCUGAGGAGCAAAUUUGAUAGGAUAACAGCAGAAAAUGCUGAAAGAAUUUCUGUCGCCGAGAAACUGGACUUGCUGCCUCCACAUAGUGAAAACGGAAUAGAAGUAACUUGUAUUGCAUCUCAGAGUACCGCAGCAGUAGUUCCACAAACUGGAGCGACAAGUUAUGUAGAGGUUCCCGUGACUAGUGGAAGCAUUGAUCCUGCUUGUUUUGAAGCAUACAAACCUGUGGAAGAUGGAGUACUUAUAGAUAAUCAGAGGGUUAAGGAAGAGAUGAACAGUUUUGAGGAAGUGAAGAUUCAACAAAUGCCAUUGGUGCUUAAGGAUGAGACGGGUGACACCACGCCUUCUGUUAUAGCAGAACCUGGCACUGCAGACGAUCAGCCGCCAGCAAAAGUCCGUUCUAUUGCAAAAAUUACUGGCACUAGGAGCAAGAGAAAAAGGGGGAGAAAAAAAGCUGCCACCAGUCGUCGGGGCAGAAGAUCCACGGGUUAGUCUCCUUAGAUUCGGCUCUCUCCUCUCUCAGAUGAGGAGAUAAGAAGAUGUAUUACUGCAGGGAAAGGAACAUGCUGCCUUCUAAGGAAUUCGUCGUGCAAAUAUGACCACAGUUUUUUUUUUGGUGGAGAGAAGUGUUGGUUACAUUCCCCCUUCAGCUGUAGUUUCUGUAUCUAUUCUUUUCUUUAGCUUGUAUACAUGAGGUGUUGAUGGCAGUAGAAAACUUAGAAAUUGCAUAUUAUUUAUCCUUUGAUUCAUCUAAAUACAAGUUUCUUCAUCAUGCAA